UGGGCCUAACCAUCGCCGUGGUGCUGUUGCUGGCGUUCGUGGAGCGCCCGUCCUCCCUGUCCCUCUCCUCGGACCCCCGGUUUCGCUCUCCGGCCUGGGAGCCUCCCUGCGGCCUCACCGAGAGCAUCGAGAUGGUCUGCCUCCUCAUCUUCUGCCUCGAUCUGGCUGUUAAGAGCUACUUGAUCGGCUGGGACGAAUUCAGGAAGAGCAAAUGGCUGAUCGGUUACACGUUCGUCAUCAGCGUCUCCAUCAUCGACUGGGUGUUGUCUGUCAGCAUGGUGUGUGACGAGAAACUCAGAGUGCGGCGACUCCUGCGGCCGUUCUUCCUCCUGCAGAACUCGUCCCUGAUGAAAAAGACGCUGAAGUGCAUCAAGAGGACUUUGCCAGAGAUCGCCAGCGUCAUCCUGCUGCUGGCGCUCCACCUCUGCCUCUUCACUAUGAUCGGCAUGCUGCUGUUUGCUAAAAAUGAGGACCCAAAGAAGAACGGAGAGUGGAGGUUACAUUUCAGAAACCUGACGAAUUCGCUCACCUCUCUGCUGGUGCUGCUCACCACAGCCAACAACCCGGAUGUGAUGAUCCCGGCGUACUCCCAGAACAGAGGAUACGCCAUUUUCUUCGUGACCUUCAGUGUGAUCGGAACCUACUGUCUGAUGAACCUACUGACAGCCAUCAUCUAUAACCAGUUCAGGGGAUAUUUACUGAUGUCCGUCCAAACGUCCAUCAUCAGAAGACGGCUGGGGAUCAGAGCUGCUUUCCAAGUCCUCACCUGCCAGGGAGCCUCGCAGCCUGCUGAGCAGAGUGUGCAUGUUGAUGUGGUGCUGAAGGUGAUGUCCAGAGUCCAGAUGAAGAGCUACUACAGAACGGCCAUCACUACGGAGGCGCAGCAGUACGCAGAUGUCGGCCUCAUGGAUCGAGAGCAGUUCAAGAAGAUAUUUGACGAGCUGGAUAAAGAUCGAAUUAAAGAGCACCCUCCUUUGCCCCAGUAUAACUCUCCAGUCCUGCAGAAACUCCAGCUGAUCUUCACUCACUACUACCUCACUGUACUUGGCAACGCGGUGGCUCUGGCUAAUGUUAUAUGCAUAUGUACCGUCCUGGUGCUGAAUUCUGACAAGUCGACAGCAGAGAGAGACAACUACGUCAUAGAGAUCAUCAACCUGUGCUUCAUCCUGUAUUACCUGUUUGAAAUGUGUGUGAAGAUCUUUGCCUUCGGCCUGAAGGGUUACCUGUCCUACAGGAACAACAUCUUUGACGGCUUCCUCACCAUCCUGCUGCUGGUCCUACAGAUCACUAUAUAUGUCACCUACAGGCUUCCUCACUCUAAAUGGGACCCGGCGUUGCACGGUGUAAUGUCUCUGUGGGAGAUGACCCGUUUGAUCAACAUGCUGAUUGUCUUCCGCUUCCUGCGCAUCAUCCCUGAUAUCAAGCUCAUGGCUUUAGUUGCAAGCACGCUGUUGGACUUGGUGAAGAACCUGCGAGCCUUCGCAGGGAUACUGAUGGUGGUGUACUACGUGUUUGCUGUUUUUGGGAUCUGGCUGUUUGAGGGAGCCAUUAAACCUCCUCCAGAGAUUAGUGUGCUCACCAACACGUCCAUGGAGAACAUCACGUCUAACUUCAGCAUGGAGUGCGGCACCUACGAGCAGCUCGGCUACUGGCCAAAUAACUUUGAUGACUUUGCGGCGUCCCUCAUCUUGCUGUAUGACGUCAUGGUAGUAAAUAACUGGCAGGCCUUCAUGGAUGCGUACAGCCGUUACACCACCGAGUGGUCGAAGAUCUACUUUGUGUGCUGGUGGCUCACCUCCUCGGUCAUGUGGGUCAACUUGUUUGUGGCGCUCAUCUUAGAGAACUUCAUCUAUAAGUGGGACCGCAGUCACAGCUGCUCUGUUACAGAUGUGGAGAAAAUCAGAUAUGAAACUUCUGUUCAGCUCAUGUUCAGAGAGCAAGUCAAGGAGCCAACAGAGGAAGAAUUACUCUGUCAACUACACCAACACCCGCACUUACAUCUACACUGGUGACACACACACACACACACACACACACACACACACACACACACACACACACACCGAGUGCAAAGACUUAAUGAGUCCAUGUGUUAUAGGAGCACUGAGAGGUCAAUAUUACUGGUA
Messenger RNA from Plectropomus leopardus (leopard coralgrouper), 2126 nucleotides. The record is from RefSeq and is a predicted model, not a curated record. Lineage: Eukaryota; Metazoa; Chordata; Actinopteri; Perciformes; Serranidae.